AGUCACAUGGUUGCUGACACAGACCCAGUCAGCAGUUCCAACCCUGUGUACGUGUAUAUGUUUAGGACUAGUCUGCUACUGUUAGUCUCUCUCAGCAAGGCAUCGCGGCACUCUCAGCUUUACUCUGUCAACAGAUAUCAUCCUAAAGGUUUCCUCCACACCUCAGCAAGCAGAAUGGCGAAACAAUUUGUUGAAGAUAAGAUAGCCAGCAACAAGGUGGUGGUGUUCUCCAAGACCUACUGUCCAUUCUGUACCAUGGCCAAGCAGUCCAUCAGAGACGCUGGUCUGCAAGACUUUGCUGUCGUGGAGAUCGAGGAUAGAAAUGACUGUAGUGCCAUUCAAGAUAUGCUCAACAGUAUGACGGGUGCUCGCUCGGUGCCACGCGUGUUCAUCGGUGGCAAGUGUGUGGGUGGAGGCACGGACGUUCAACAACUGCAGAAAAGUGGGAAACUCGUUGGCUUGCUUAAAGAUGCCGGCGCUUUGUGACUAGAGAACAAAUUGUAAACACUGACACUUUAUUUUAUUGUGCAUUUAGAAAACUGUUAUGGAAGUACAUGUGUUAAUUGAAUCUG
Messenger RNA from Halichondria panicea, 572 nucleotides. RefSeq lists its product as uncharacterized. Gene Ontology annotation, biological process: cellular response to oxidative stress. The coding region runs from base 7 to 486 and encodes 159 amino acids. Gene Ontology annotation, molecular function: glutathione disulfide oxidoreductase activity. The record is from RefSeq and is a predicted model, not a curated record. Lineage: Eukaryota; Metazoa; Porifera; Demospongiae; Suberitida; Halichondriidae. Gene Ontology annotation, cellular component: cytoplasm. The transcript is spliced from 3 exons.